GGCGAGAAGAAAAUUAGGUUAUGUUUGUUUUGACGUUUUUUCCUGUGUAGUGAUCUGUGAUACUUGAUUUUAAAUUUAUAUAGUUUUGAGGAUGUCAGCUACUUUCAAGAAUGCGAAAAAGAAGUUAUCACAAUCAGAACUUCGCAAGUUUAUGAAUGAACAUAAAACUAAAGCUAAAGAUGUGAAGAAAAUCGAGUCACCCCUAGCAAAAUAUAAUGAUCAGGGCCAACUGACCUGUAUACUCUGUAAAUCUGUUGUGAGAAGUGAAGCAGUUUGGACCAUACACAUAAAUGCCAAACAACAUAAACAAAAUGUGGAGGUUGCAAAAAAGCUAAAAGAAAGAACCAACAAUUUCACAACGCCACUCAAAAGACCUUUAACACCUCCGCUUCCUGACGUUCCUACGAAAAAACUCAAAAGCAUUCUGAAAAACAGUACAUCAGAAACAUCAACACAGUCACUAGUUGGGAGUACAAAUGGUUUAGAAGCUGAAGAAAACAAGUUACCCGAUGACUUCUUCGACUCAAAGAACUCAAAUCGUACCAGUCCCUUCAAGAAAAAAGAUGGGAAUCCAACAGAGAGUGUUGUUGUUCCUGAAAAUAAAGAUCCUCUACCCGAAGGAUUUUUUGAUGAUCCAAAACUAGAUGCAAAGGCCAGAAACCAAGAAUAUAGAGAUCCCAUAGAAGAAGAAUGGGAAAAAUUUGUCCGUGCUAUAAAGGAUGCAGAUAGCGAGAGUAACGCUAUAAUUGCUGAAGAUCAAACUGAAGCUACCACAGAGAGACAAAUUCACGAAAUUGAAGAACAGAUGCAAAACUUCGCCAGGGUAUUGGAUUGGAAAAAAGAGAAGGACGAGUUCAGGUUACAUAUCAAACCGAAAAGUACAAAUGAAAGUGAAAGUGAAAGUGAUGAUGAUGAUGAUAUAAGUGAAGACUUUGAUUGGAGAAGUAAACAUUCCUAACUGAACAUGUGAGGAAUAGUUGUUUAUCGUUCUCAUAAAAAAAGGAAAACCUAAUAAGAGGUAUUAAAACUUGUCAUUUUGUAUAAUAAAUCAGCUGUUAUUUUUAUAUUUGUGUUGAGUAUGCCCCUGUAUCUGGUAAUAGAACGGUAUAUGUAUUGUAUUAAUAUAUGAUUCUAUAUAUUAUUAUCAUUGAAUAUACCGACCGUUUUUCGGAGUAAUAAAUGCUCACAUCUGA
Leptinotarsa decemlineata (Colorado potato beetle) is the source of this 1193-nucleotide messenger RNA. RefSeq names its product zinc finger protein 830. Gene Ontology annotation, biological process: nuclear DNA replication; mitotic DNA damage checkpoint signaling; mitotic DNA replication checkpoint signaling. The record is from RefSeq and is a predicted model, not a curated record. Gene Ontology annotation, molecular function: zinc ion binding; nucleic acid binding. NCBI's taxonomy places the organism in Eukaryota, Metazoa, Arthropoda, Insecta, Coleoptera, Chrysomelidae. Gene Ontology annotation, cellular component: spliceosomal complex; nucleus.